CAAAAAGGAAUACGGCUAGUCAUCCAAUUUCUUCAAAUUACUUUCAUUACGUCCAAAUAAAUAAAACUAAAAAUGACCCAAAUUGAUCCUGAACGUGAAAAAAGUCUUCAAGAGUAUAGGAAAAAAUUAUUAGAACACAAAGAAGUUGAAUCUAGAUUAAAAGAGAUGCGAGAGCAGCUAAAAGAUCUUACAAAACAAUAUGAUAAAUCAGAAAAUGAUCUUAAAGCUUUGCAGAGUAUGGGCCAAAUAGUUGGAGAAGUACUCAAACAACUCACUGAAGAAAAAUUUAUAGUCAAAGCUACCAAUGGUCCCCGUUAUGUGGUAGGAUGUCGUCGUCAACUAGACAAGGCAAAGUUAAAAGCAGGAACUAGAGUAGCAUUGGACAUGACUACAUUAACUAUUAUGCGAUAUUUGCCUAGAGAAGUGGACCCAUUGGUAUAUAAUAUGAGUCAUGAGGAUCCUGGAGAUGUUACUUAUUCCGCUAUUGGUGGUUUAUCUGAACAGAUUAGAGAACUUCGAGAGGUUAUUGAAUUGCCUUUGUUGAAUCCAGAAUUGUUUAUGAGAGUUGGAAUUACUCCACCUAAAGGUUGUUUGUUAUAUGGUCCUCCAGGUACUGGAAAAACUCUACUAGCUAGAGCUGUAGCAUCUCAGUUAGAUGCAAAUUUUCUCAAAGUAGUCUCCAGUGCUAUUGUUGAUAAAUAUAUUGGAGAAUCUGCAAGACUGAUCAGAGAAAUGUUUAACUAUGCUAAAGACCAUCAACCUUGCAUUAUUUUCAUGGAUGAAAUUGAUGCUAUUGGUGGUAGAAGAUUUUCUGAAGGUACUUCAGCUGAUAGAGAAAUCCAAAGGACUCUUAUGGAACUGCUUAACCAGAUGGAUGGUUUUGAUUCAUUAGGACAGGUAAAAAUGAUUAUGGCAACCAACAGACCCGAUACUCUAGAUCCUGCUCUGCUCCGUCCUGGUCGUUUGGACAGAAAAAUCGAAAUACCCCUUCCAAACGAGCAAGCCCGUCUUGAAAUUUUGAAGAUCCAUGCACUCCCAAUCGCUAAACAUGGAGAAAUUGAUUAUGAAGCUAUCGUUAAAUUAUCUGACACAUUUAAUGGAGCCGAUUUAAGAAAUGUGUGCACAGAAGCUGGUCUUUUUGCUAUAAGAGCUGAACGAGAGUAUGUAAUCCAAGAAGACUUUAUGAAAGCUGUGAGAAAGGUAGCCGAUAACAAGAAACUUGAAAGUAAAUUAGAUUAUAAACCUGUAUAAACCCAGUUGUAUCUUUAACAUAGUUUUAAGUUUUUCUUUUGCUACUAUAAAACCAUUUAACAAAAUGUCUGUGUGAAUAAAAAGGUAUUUUGUAAC
Molecule: messenger RNA, 1347 nt
Organism: Diabrotica balteata
Lineage: Eukaryota; Metazoa; Arthropoda; Insecta; Coleoptera; Chrysomelidae
Source: the annotation of a GenBank genome assembly